Molecule: messenger RNA, 795 nt
Organism: Lycium barbarum (goji berry)
Lineage: Eukaryota; Viridiplantae; Streptophyta; Magnoliopsida; Solanales; Solanaceae
Product: nascent polypeptide-associated complex subunit beta-like
Exons: 6
Coding region: 154-648 (164 amino acids)
Cellular component (GO): cytosol; nascent polypeptide-associated complex
Source: RefSeq, a predicted model, not a curated record
UGAGAAAGUAUAAGGGCAUAACUAAAAAUUAACAACUUCCCACAUUAUAUAGCACGAUAAGUUAUCAACACCCAAGCAAACCCUCCUUUCUAUAUUUCAUUUUUCUUCCCUUUCUGUGCGGCUAGGGUUUUAGCUCACUCUUCUCCUCACAAGAUGAAUGUAGAAAAGCUACGCAAGAUGGCCGGUUCGGUCAGAACUGGUGGAAAGGGUACCAUGAGAAGAAAGAAGAAGGCUGUACACAAGACAACUACAACAGAUGACAAAAGACUACAGAGCACCUUGAAAAGAAUAGGUGUCAAUGCUAUCCCCGCUAUUGAAGAGGUCAACAUUUUCAAGGAGGAUGUUGUUAUCCAAUUCAUUAACCCCAAAGUUCAAGCAUCUAUUGCUGCGAACACAUGGGUCGUUAGUGGUACCCCCCAGACAAAGAAAUUGCAGGAUAUUCUUCCUCAGAUUAUUCACCAGCUGGGUCCUGAUAAUUUGGAGAAUUUGAAGAAGUUGGCUGAGCAGUUCCAGAAGCAGGCACCUGGUGGUGCUGCAGGUACAGAUGCGGUUGAAGGUGCUGCGGUAGCACAGGAAGAUGAUGAUGAGGUACCAGAACUUGUGGCUGGUGAAACUUUUGAAGCUGCUGCUGAGGGUCACACUUCCUAAGUUUUUGUUGAAUUCCCUUUUACUUUCUGUGUUUUGAUAUCAGAUUUUACCUUUUAGCUUUUGAGUGUUCUAUUUGAAUGUCUAUUUGUGACACAUCUCAAAAGAAUUUUUAAAUGCUUUUACUAGUAAGCUACUUCGCAAUUCAAA